Molecule: messenger RNA, 5043 nt
Organism: Prunus avium (sweet cherry)
Lineage: Eukaryota; Viridiplantae; Streptophyta; Magnoliopsida; Rosales; Rosaceae
Source: RefSeq, a predicted model, not a curated record
AUGGAUGUUAACUACAACAUAUCCGAAUUUUACCUCCAUCGGACAAGUGUAGCCUAUCCAACUGAUCUAACAAUUGAUGCUGGCUCUGGAAGAAUGCAACAAUUUUUGGCGUCGUUGCCGGGGAACUGGCACGGUUGCUUAUCUGUUUUGUUUGAGAACACUCUGCUUAUGUCCCUUUUUGAUUUGGAUAUUUCCUUAGAUUGCACAAUAGAAGAUAUCCAAGCUCAAGCUUUGAGAGAAAGGAAGAUCCGACUAGCUGUGUCUACUCCAUUGCCUAUUUCAUUCUCACCGUUUUCAUCAUCACCAAGCUCACCAAAGGACGAGUCACCUCCACCUUCACCAAUGGCGGCCGCAGUUGUUAAUGCGGAACUUACUAUGCAAGAAUACUCUUCACCGCCAACAACUGGACAACCAUCUUGCAUAGUAUAUCCGGCAACCACUUUGGAAAACUUUGAGUUGAGAUCGGGCAUGAUACACAUAUUGCCUAAGUUCCUUGGAAAUCUAGGAGAAAAUCCUAAUGCACAUAUCCUAGACUUCGAGGAAGUGUGUUCCACAAUAAAGAUCGAAGGCAUGAGUAGUGAAGAGAUAAGAGUGAGACUUUUCUCGUUUAGUUUGAAGGAUACAGCAAAGGAAUGGCUUCACUCUCUACCUCCAAAUUCCAUCACAACGUGGACAGACCUUGCUGCAAAGUUCUUGCAACAUUUUUUCCCAGCACAAAGGACAAAUGAACUCCGAAGUCAGAUUAAAGGAAUUUUGCAAAGGCCGGGAGAAAAUUUCCAGGAUUAUUGGGAACGUUUCAAGAAACUUCUAAUCACUUGUCCGCAUCAUAACGUACAAGCUUGGCUCCUAAUGCAACACUUCUAUGAAGGACUUUUUGAAGCGGAUCAAAAUAAUGUGAAUGCAGCUGCAAGAGAAACUAUAAUGACCAAGACUCCAACACAAGUGCGAGCGAUAUUUGAUCUUGUUGCUGCAAACGCUCGCCAAUAUAACUCCAGGCAAAAACCAGUCAGAAAAGGGGAAUCCUAUGAUGUAAGUACCCUUUCUAGUAUGGAAGCUCAGAUAGCAAACCUAACCAACAUGGUGAAGAAAUUGGCACCAGGAUCAUCCAAGGUUUGUGCAUUUUGCUCCACAACUGGUCAUGGCACUGAAGAUUGUCCCUUGGCAAUGGAGGAAGCGAAUGUAGUGGGCUCAUUUCAGAGAAAUCAGUGGCCUAAGAAUGAUCCUUUCUCACAAACAUACAUUCCGGGGUGGAGAAAUCAUCCGAAUUUCAGGUGGAGUGACAAUUCGAAUGUUCAACAAGGGCCAUCUCAACCACAUCAAGGCCAACAACAUACUCGCCCACCUCAUGGUCAACUGCACUAUUACAAUCCACCGCCACCUAACCAAUCAAGCUCAAAUCAAUCUCACCCACAAUCUACAGGAAAAUCUUUGGAAGAAAUUGUUGCUUCAAUGGCUAGAAACACAGAUAGUUUCAUCAGUGAGACAAAAAGCUACAUACAGAGGAAUGACACCCACAUGCAAAAAACGGAUAAGGCCAUAGCCAAUCUAGAAAAUCAAGUGGGGCAAAUUGCUACAGCUUUGAGUCAAAGGGAACCUGGUAUGAUGCCUAGCCAACCAGAGAUUAAUCCAACUGGGCGUGAGCAUGUUCAAGCAGUUACCUUGAGAACUGGUAAGGUAAUUGGUGAAAUUGAUGGUUCUAAAAAUUUGAUUCAAAAUGAUGAUGAGAUGCAGGUUGAGCAAGUGAUUAUGCCUAAUGAAAAGGAUGAAAUCAACAAAGAGAAAGAUAAACAAGCAGCUUCUUCAUCCGAGUGGAUCCCAAAGCAUGAACUUGCAAGAAGGGCAAGAAAGGAGAAGGUAAGUCGUGAACCUACUGAUGAAGAUAUCUUACGUGCUCCUUUUCCUCACAGGCUUAUGAAAAUCUUACGUGCUCCUUUUCCUCACAGGCUUAUGAGUUCCAAAAAAAUUCAACAUGCCAAGGACAUAUUGGAAACCUUCAGAAAAGUGCAAGUCAACAUUCCUCUCCUGGAUGCAAUCAAGCAAAUUCCAAGUUAUGGAAAGUUCUUGAAGGACCUUUGUACCAACAAGAGGAGAUUCCAAGAUCAUGAAACGGUUGCACUAACGGAAGAAGCUUCUGCUGUUUUGCAAAGGAAGCUCCCUCCCAAAUUAAAAGAUCCAGGAACUUUUACAAUUCCUUGCAUUAUUGGUGAUAAAUUGUUUGAAAAAGCUUUACUUGAUUUAGGUGCUUCAAUUAAUCUAAUGCCUUAUUCUGUUUUUGAAGCCCUUAACUUAGGUGAUCUUAAACCAACUUCUAUCAGCAUUCAAUUGGCAGACCGAUCAGUGAGAUAUCCAAGAGGAAUCUUGGAAGAUGUACUUGUGAAAGGAAAUGAUCUCAUUUUACCAGCUGACUUUUUGGUGCUAGAAAUGGAAGAAGCUCCUAUUCCGGGUGCGGAUCUUCCAUUGAUUCUUGGCCGCCCUUUCAUGGCCACUGCAGAUACUAGGAUCAAUGUUCGACAAGGAACAUUGACAAUGACAAUUCAAGGGGAAACAAUAAUGUUCAAUGUAUAUGAUGCCUUCAAACUCCCUAAUUAUGAACAUGAAUGUUUUCGUAUUGAUACAUUGUGUCAAAUUGUGCAAAAUACCUUCAAUAGUACUCAUGGUACAGAUUCAUUAGAAAAGGUGUUGACACAAAAUCCUCAAGUUGCUGAAAUUGAUGACGAUGAGUUACAUGAGGCUGUGCAAUUCCUUGAUGCAUGUCCAGCCAUACCACGUAAGUACACUCCGAAUUUUAUACCUUUGCCAGUCAAUACUGAAAAGCUUGUUCCUUCUCUUGACAGGGCACCUGAGUUAGAGCUCAAACUAUUGUCAUCCCACUUGAAGUAUGUUUAUUUAGGUGAAACAGAGACAUUGCCCGUGAUUAUAGCUAGCAAUCUCAAUGUGGAAAAUGAAGAUAAGUUGAUGCGGGUGUUAAGAGAACACAAGGGAGCAAUUGGUUGGAGUAUUGCGGACAUCAAGGGAAUAAGCCCAACAAGAUGCAUGCACAUAAUUUUAUUGGAAAAUGAUUCCAAACCCACAAAAGAUGCUCAACGCGAGUUAAAUCCAAUCAUGACAGAGGUAGUCCGAAAAGAAAUUUUGAAGCUAUUGGAUGUGGGUAUAAUUUAUCCUAUUUCCGAUAGCAAGUGGGUAAGCCCGGUCCAAGUGGUUCCUAAAAAGUCAGGAAUAACUGUUGUAAGAAAUGAGGAAAAUGAACUUAUUCCUUCUCGUGUCAAAAUGGGAUGGCGUGUUUGCAUUGAUUAUAGAAAAUUAAAUACCGCCACCCGUAAAGAUCAUUUUCCAUUACCAUUUAUUGACCAAAUGCUUGAACGACUUGUAGGUCACAGUUACUACUGCUUCUUGGAUGGCUAUUCAGGAUACAACCAAAUUGUCAUCGCUCCUGAAGACCAACACAAGACGACAUUCACAUGUCCUUAUGGUACCUUCGCCUACCGGCGUAUGCCAUUUGGAUUGUCUUUUCAAAAGCUCAAAACUCUUCUCACAACUGCACCUAUCAUUAUGCCUCCAAAUUGGAAUUUACCUUUUGAAUUAAUGUGUGAUGCAUCUGAUUUUGCAGUUGGAGCUUCGGAGAAUGUGGUAGCUGACCACCUUAGCCGAUUGAUCACUAACUCCAAUACCGAAGAAGAUACUCUUCCUCUUCGUGAAUCCUUUCCUGAUGAGCAACUUUUUGCAUUGCAAGUUUCUGACCCAUGGUAUGCUGACAUUAUCAAUUUUCUUGCUACAGGAAAUAUACCCAAGGACUUAUCAAGAGGGCAAAAGGACAAAUUAUUGAAAACCACCAAGUCCUAUGUGUGGGAUGACCCAUAUUUGUGGAAGUAUUGUUCGGACUCCGUGAUUAGGCGAUGUGUUCCCGAGACCGAAUUUCAGUCUAUACUCACAUUCUGUCACUCGGACGCAUGUGGUGGCCACUUUGGAGCCAAGAAGACAGCAUUAAAAGUUUUGCAAAGUGGAUUCUAUUGGCCAAGCUUGUUCAAAGAUGCCUCAAGAUUCUGUCUAUCUUGUGAUAGGUGUCAACGAAUGGGAAACAUUUCAUCUCGAAAUCAAAUGCCUUUAAAUCCAAUUCUAAUUGUUGAAAUAUUUGAUGUAUGGUGAAUAGAUUUUAUGGGACCAUUUCCUUCAUCUUUUGGAAAUCUAUUUAUUCUACUUGCGGUUGAUUAUGUUUCAAAAUGGGUGGAAGCAAUUCCAACCAAGUCUAAUGAUUCAAAAGUUGUUCUUAGCUUUCUUCGAGCCAAUAUAUUUUCUAGGUUUGGAACGCUGAGGGCCAUCAUUAGUGAUGGAGGAUCCCAUUUUUGCAACCGAUCAUUUGAGACCCUACUCAAGAAGUAUGGCAUAACUCACAAGGUGUCCACCCCGUAUCAUCCUCAAACCAGUGGACAAGUGGAGAUUUCCAACAGAGAGGUGAAGCAUAUAUUAGAGAAGACUGUUGGUCCUACUCGAAAGGAUUGGUCUAUGCGCCUUAACGAUGCUCUCUGGGCCUACCGAACUGCUUACAAGACUCCAAUUGGUAUGUCUCCAUUUCGCUUAAUCUUUGGUAAACCUUGUCAUCUACCUGUCGAACUUGAACACAGGGCCCUUUGGGCAAUUAAGAAGUAUAACUUCAACAUGAAGGAAGCAGGAGAUCACAGAAGGUUACAACUGAGCGAACUGGACGAGCUUCGAAAUGAUGCUUAUGAGAAUGCCAAAAUUUACAAAGAAAAAACAAAGGCGUUUCAUGAUAAGCAUAUCAUUAGAAAGUCGUUUGAAGUAGGGCAAAGAGUAUUACUCUUUAACUCUAGGUUCAAACUCUUUCCAGGUAAGCUUCGUUCCCAUUGGACUGGCCCAUUUGUCAUUACUAAUGUCUAUCCUUAUGGUGCAGUUGAAAUCCGACCAAUUGGCAUGGGAAAGGAAUUCAAGGUUAAUGGGCAUAGGUUGAAAAUCUACCAUGAAAAUGCUUUGCAUCAAGAACAUGAAGUACUCCACUUCAUUGAUGUACCUGCUGUGGUGCAAAACUAA